Molecule: messenger RNA, 1281 nt
Organism: Canis lupus familiaris (dog)
Lineage: Eukaryota; Metazoa; Chordata; Mammalia; Carnivora; Canidae
Product: natural cytotoxicity triggering receptor 3 ligand 1-like
Exons: 1
Coding region: 509-1249 (246 amino acids)
Source: RefSeq, a predicted model, not a curated record
AGGGACCCACCUGGAUCCAGACCCAGAACCGACAAGGCUUAAAAAAACCCGCACUCCCCAACCCCGGCGCGACUUCCCUGACUCUCCUCUCCCGAGUCGCCGGAACCUCGCCCGAGGGUGCUGGCAAUAAAGCUCAUCCUACGGAUCAUUUCGCCUUGGGGUCUCCUUCAUUCGACUAAUAAACCUUACAUCUGGUGCCGAAACCCGGGAGGAGAUCGAGCCCCCACCCCGGUGAGGAGGCUCCCUCCUCCCCAUCCGGGCCCGGUACCGCUUCUCUGAGCGCCGUUCUCAAGCCUGCGGUGAGUGUCCGCAGCCCCAAGCCUCCUCCUGACGCGGCCGCGAUUAGGGCAGGGCGUCCCCCUCCGGCUACCAGGUGGCCUCCGGAGCUCCAAAGAAUCGGGAGACGUCCCCAUUCUGUGGCAGGUACACCCCUCUCUCUGGUCUGCGGUCCAGCACACGGACGAAGGGACGCUCUCCUCCGUGGUCUGAACUGGUAGGCGAGGCGGCUAUGGGAACGUCCCAGUCCAAAACUGAUCCAAAAACGCCCUCGGGUUGCCUUCUGGCCGGUCUCAAGACCUUAGAGCUGGACCAGGACCUGCGCAGGCGGCGCCUCAUACGCUACUGUAUUGUCGCCUGGCCCCAAUAUCAGUUAGACAGCCCAUCUCAAUGGCCCCGCGAAGGCACCUUUGAUUACCAGGUGCUUACGGAUCUUGACAGCCUCUGCAGAUGCCAAGGCAAAUGGUCUGAGGUUCCCUACGUCCAGGCCUUUUGGACCCUACGUUCUCGCCCUUCACUAUGCUCUCUCUGCUCUGCAUCUCAGGUUCUCCUUGCCCGAUCUCCUCCUCUGACCCUCCUGUCUACAUCUCCCAAGGAUCCCGACCCCUCUGCUCUCUCUCCCCUUUCCGAGCCUCCCGAAAUCUUAUCUAGCCCCCCAGUGAGGGCCCCUCUCCUACCUCCUCCUCCACCCUAUCACUCUCCUGUCCCCCAGCCUCCCGUACCCCUCGUUCCUCAGCAAAACCCCGAUCCAACCCCUAUCUCGCUCACCCCUACCACACCUGAAACCCCCCAACUGAAGGCCGCAGCAGAACCCACCCCUCAAGAGGACCCCCUUCCAUCCCCUCCUAUCUCCACUCGCACCGGGUCUCAUAAGCCCUCUCCAGACUCAGUCUGCCCCCUCCAGGAGGUCGCAGGGGCAGAAGGGGUUGUCCGGUCCACGCACCUUUCUCCUUCCAAGACCUUUCCCAAAUAGUGAAGCGUCUGGGUUCCUUCUCCGCCAACCCA